Culicoides brevitarsis is the source of this 1865-nucleotide messenger RNA. RefSeq names its product dnaJ homolog subfamily C member 11. The transcript is spliced from 4 exons. The record is from RefSeq and is a predicted model, not a curated record. Gene Ontology annotation, biological process: cristae formation. Bases 93 to 1790 code for a protein of 565 amino acids. Lineage: Eukaryota; Metazoa; Arthropoda; Insecta; Diptera; Ceratopogonidae.
CCGGUUAAUUGUGCAGUAGAAUUGUUUUUCGGAAAAUUUUUCUCGGAAAUUCUUGUUUUUCCACGUUGAAAAGUAACUGAAACUGACGAAAGAUGAGUGACGAUGACGAAGAGUUCGAAGAUCUCCAUAACUUUGACGAUUACUAUGGGACAUUGAAUGUCUCACGAGAAGCAUCGGCAGAGGAGAUCAAUCAAGCAUAUCGUAAUUUUUCGCGACAAUUUCAUCCAGACAAGCAUCAGAACCCCGAAGACAAGAAGAAUGCUGAAAUUCUCUUUAAUCGCAUCAAGAAAGCGUACGAAGUGUUGUCGGAUCCUCAUUCUCGUGUAAUUUACGAUAAUUUGGGGCACAAAGGUCUCGCAACAGAAGGAUGGGAAAUUGUCGAGAGACAAAAAACUCCCGCCGAGUUACGUGAGGAGUUUGAACGUUUGCGUCGCGAACGCGAAGAACGCAGAUUACAACAGCAAACGAAUCCGCAUGGAACGAUAACUGUGCGAGUUAAUGCCACAGAUAUCUUCAACAAGUACGAUGAUGAGUUCAGUGACUCGUUCUUUCCGACAAUUGAAGUUUCGGGCAUGCAAGUAUCACAAUCGAUCGAAUGCCCGUUAACAACACGAAAUACCGCGGAGCUCUCGACAACACUAAAUAUGGCAAAAGGAGUUGGAACAGGAGUUUUUGUCAUUACAGGGCGUCGAUUCGUGAAUAAAGGAUGGUUAUCGAUGGAUCUGAGUGCAGGAAGUCGACCCGCAAUCGGAUUUAAGGGUUUUCGAGACUUGUCACAAAGUGUUUUUUGUACGGGAGGAUUAACGACUGUCAUUAAUGGGCAUGAUAUUUUGCCGGGAAUUGUGGGAACAUUGGGAGUUCGUUUGGAUCAACAUACUGUUGGAUAUUUGACAUAUAACGCGGGCUUACAAAACUCGUCAAUGGAAACAACUGUCGCACAUCGAAACGAAAAAUACAAUUGGAGCACAACACUUUCAAUCGGCGUUCCUUAUUCUUUUGCCUCAUUUUCGUACACCCAUGAGUUUCAAGAGUAUGAAGCUAAAUUGAGAACUUUUGUCAAAAUCAGUACAUUGGGUUUCUCCACGGAAUAUGGCGCUGAAAAGAAAAUUACAAAAUAUAGUUCUGUUUAUGCUGCCGUGAGUUUAAGUGUUCCUCAAGGCGUUACGCUGAAGCUCAAACUAAUUCGUUCCAAGCAAUCGUACAUUUUCCCCAUUCACUUGAGUGAAGAAAUAAUUCCCGCUGCUGUAUUUUAUGCCACUGUUACUCCUUUAGUUGCAUUUUUUGUUAUCAAGAAGGCAAUCAUUGAUCCCAUGAACGACGAGAAGAAACAGAGAAAAAUCGAAAAGGCAAAGGAAACGAACAAACUUCGCGUUAUCGAAAAGCGAAAAGAAGCGGAAACAGCAAUCAGUUUGAUGUCGGCGACAUACGAUCGUAUCAUCAUCGAAGAAGAAAAAAAGAAAGGUCUAAUAAUUGUUUCUGCAUUUUACGGAAAAUCAGAUAAAAUGAUAAAUACGACAAAUGAAGAAGACGAAAGCGAAGAAGUUAUUGACGUUAAAGUGCCGUUACAGUGUAUGGUAAAGGAUUCUCGAUUAGUAUUACACAAAUCGAGCAAGUGCGAUUUACCUGGAUUUUAUGAUCCGUGCAUGGGUGAAAUGAAGUCUCUGAAAAUCGAGUAUAAAUAUAAGGAAAAUACGUAUUCAAUCACGUUUGACGACAAAGAUGACAUUCGACUGCCCAAACAUGGAUUGACACCUGUUUCGACGACGACGACGACGAACAAUAUGCGAUAACUGCCAAUUUAUUGUAGAAAAUUGCAAAUAUAUAGAGAGAGAAAAAUUAUCGGUUAUAAAAAAAAAAUGUAUUUU